AGUUCUGAAGUGACACUCUCCACGCUUUCGUGAUGCAUAUUCCUGUAGAUCCGACCACCACGAGACGCUUCACGCCGCCCUCCACGUCGUUCCAGUGUGGGAAGUUAAGCAGCGGGGACGUCAGUGCGGGUACCGGGGGCAGCAUGAGCGUGGCGGGGCCGCUGAGGACGCGACACACGGCGGACGCGCGCUCCGUGGUGGACGUGCUGGCGGACCACGCUGGAGAACUGGUGCGCACCGACAGUCCGAACUUCCUCUGCUCCGUGCUGCCUUCACACUGGCGCUGCAACAAGACCCUACCCGUGGCUUUCAAGGUGGUGGCUCUCGGUGACGUUCCUGACGGAACUCUGGUUACUGUUAUGGCCGGGAACGAUGAGAAUUACUCGGCUGAGCUGAGGAAUGCCUCCGCCGUUAUGAAGAACCAAGUUGCCCGUUUCAACGACCUGCGAUUUGUGGGAAGAAGUGGCAGAGGGAAGAGUUUUACUCUGACUAUCACAGUGUUCACCGGACCCCCCCAGGUGGCUACAUAUCACCGUGCCAUCAAAGUCACCGUGGAUGGACCACGAGAGCCUAGACGUCACCGAGUGAAGCUCGAGGACCCUCAAAAGAUCCCGUUCUCCGAACGUCUGAGCGAGAUGGAGAGGUACCAGCGCGCCAGCCUAAGAAUGGGCACCGGCAAUGGCACCGCCCGUCCCCCCCACCAGAGCCAUUACGGCUCUUCUACUGCCGCUCAGAUACCAGGACUGUGGCCAGAGCAGAUGGACCCGCCUCAAAUUAAACCCUGCAAAGUGGAGGAUGACCUCCGCUGGCCAAGUACGGAUCUGUUCCAGCAGCGCGCCACGUUCCCGUCCCUCUCGCCCCUCACAGCACCACGUUUCUCCGACCCACACAUGCACUACCCCGGGGCUUUCACCUACUCAACCAACCCCUCCAGCGCCGGCAUCGGGGGCCUCAGCGUAACCGGCGUACCCGCCUCCACCCGGUACCACACCUAUCUGCCUCCACCAUACCCAGGCAACCAGAACCAGAGCUCCCACUUUCAGACCAACUCCUCUCCCUACCACCUGUACUAUGGCACCGGGUCCGGCUCGUACCAGUUCUCCAUGGUGCCUGCUGGCGGAACCGGGGGAGGCACGGUCGGGGAACGCUCUCCCACUCGCAUGCUGACUUCCUGUACGGCGGCCGGAGCUUCGGGAUCGGCGGGUGCCAGCGGCCUGAUCGGCGGCAGCGACGGGGUUGAGGCCGACGGCAGCCACAGCAACUCGCCCAGCUCCAUGAGCACGCCGGGGCGGAUGGAUGAAUCGGUCUGGAGGCCUUACUGA
Trichomycterus rosablanca is the source of this 1322-nucleotide messenger RNA. RefSeq names its product RUNX family transcription factor 3 (gene runx3). Gene Ontology annotation, molecular function: RNA polymerase II cis-regulatory region sequence-specific DNA binding; DNA-binding transcription factor activity, RNA polymerase II-specific; ATP binding. NCBI's taxonomy places the organism in Eukaryota, Metazoa, Chordata, Actinopteri, Siluriformes, Trichomycteridae. The record is from RefSeq and is a predicted model, not a curated record. The transcript has 6 exons. Gene Ontology annotation, cellular component: nucleus. Gene Ontology annotation, biological process: hemopoiesis; regulation of cell differentiation; ossification. The coding region runs from base 33 to 1322 and encodes 429 amino acids.